CUCUCAUCUACCCCAUUGCCUAGAUUUGCGCGAAAAACACACCACAUACCUCAUUACCGAUCAUGGCGACUAUAGAAGAGGCAGAGCGAAUUGUGAAGGAGGUGACGGGAUAUUAUGGAUAUUUGGAUCAUGAUAUGAUGGACGAUAUCGGACGUUUUAACUCGGAUUAUCGUCGUAGGAUUGAUGAAAACUGGCUCAAGAUGGAGAACGCCGCAUCGCAUUCCAUCAAAGUUUUAGCAAGAAACAUAUACGGGAGCGGUGCCAGAUUUGUGUUCGAGCUUCUCCAAAACGCCGAGGACAACACCUUUCGAAAAGCCAAUGCGAAGAAUGACCCCCCCUUUAUCUCCUUUCAGAUUCACCCAAAACAUAUUGUGGUUGAAUGCAACGAGGACGGAUUCAAUAGAUUAGAUCUAAAGGCGAUAUGCUCCGUCGGAGAAAGCACCAAGACUGCGGCACAUGGAUAUGUCGGCGCCAAAGGCAUCGGCUUCAAAUCUGUCUUUAUCGCCGCAUCUCGCGUGCAUAUCCGGUCGGGAAACUUCUCGUUUGAGUUCCGACACAACAGAAACGACCCGGGUCUGGGUAUGGUAAGACCCAUCUGGGUGACGCCGACUGAGACAAUUCCUAGCCCUCUGACUCGUAUGACACUUUAUUUACAUGACCAAGGUGACGAGGACGACAUACAGCAUCUUAAAACGGUCAUUGCUAUGCAAUUUGACGACCUUCAAGAGACCUGUCUUCUUUUCCUACGAAAACUGCAAAAGAUUAGCGUCGAGUUUUAUGACGGAGAGGGAAAUCUUCAACGCGGGAAGCAGUUUACGAAGCGGAAGAUCGACGACUACCGUGUCUCCUUGGAAACUACCAUAGCUUCAGGCAAUCAGUCGUAUACAACGAGCCAGAUGUUUCAUAUUACGAAGCAAUUAGCCACGGGCUUGGCGCAGAGUGAGAGUCGUGACCCUGCUACGACUGAAGAGGCACGGAGAGAUCUUACUUCAGCGGAGGUUAUCUUGGCGUUUCCUCUACAAAGUAACUACCAGCCUCAUAUUUCUACAAGGAGACAGGAACUCUUUGCAUUUCUACCCCUCAGGACUUCAGACUACAAGAACAAUCCUAUUGUAAGAUCAAGGAACAGGAGUGACUUGCGUUUCCUUCGUGAAGUCGUGAUAGCCUCGAAUGGCAUGAUAGGCGAUGGAGGCAAACUUUUACUCGACGAUCCCGUCAAGGACCCCUUUAUCUCGGCCAAGUACCCGUACAAGGCGACUGACCAUUUGAAACCGUAUGGGCUGCAGGUAGCGCACGUCUAUUUGUUUGUUACUCUACUACAAAGAGACCUCAGCCAGCAUAACUCCAAAAUGCGCGCCGACACAGCCACCAAUGACUGGCAUUCUUCAGUGGCCCGGAUGUGUUCCAAGAUAUGUGAAAACGGCUGGAAUGGAAGCACAUUGCUCAAGUCACUCGAAGUUCUGCCGAUGAGAGGUGGCGAAUGGACAGCAUCUACAUCAGGACCAGUUUAUUUUCCGAUGAUAGGGGAUACCGAAAUACCCGAGGGCUUGGGUCUCAAAGUGCUGAGCGAAUCUGCAACCACCAACCCAGACCGAAGCAAUCUGUUCAGGCAUCUUGGAGCAACAGAGGCCACAUACGAAGAUGUUCGAUUCGCAAUUUUUUCUUCCUUCAUUCACCAGCCAAGCUUUAGCUUUGAUUUCACUUUUGAUUGUCUCCGCUACUUGUUUCUAACACACUCAAGUCCUACACAUACGCGAGAAAGCUACAAGAGCUCGUUGACUUUUACUAAGGAAUUCAAAUUGUUUCGAACUCAAGACGAAAUAAUUUACCUGCCUGGGGAGGAUCAUCCCUUCAGUCCCAGCAGUCUCCUAGGAAAUGUCCAGGUCCCCCCAGAUUUUCCUGUCCACUUUCUCCAUCUUGGCUAUAUUUCUAUGGCACCGAAUCAGAGAAUCCCUCUCUCAUCUUGGAAACGGUGGCUCUGCGACUCCAUUGGUGUACAUGAGAGACUGACGAUCUUGUCAUCUAACGGAAAUCAGUUGUCGCAACCUUUUCAGUACGUCUUCAGUCAUCAUCCGGGCAAGUUUCUCGGCCUUUUUGAGCAUCUCUGGCUACUAGACGGAAGGGAGGUAUUGAAACACCCGACUAUUGUGUCUCAGGUAAAACAACUCCCUGCAAAGGAGCUUUGCAAAGUAAAAUUCUCCCCAAAUCUUGAAAAGACAUGGCUUCCUUUACGGCAGCUCAAAGAUUCUGUUCGCCGGUACAUGGAGCACCCGGAGCAAUUCCCUUUCCUCAUUAUUCAAAGUGAUGAUGAGACUGAGCAAAUUGGCUCCAAGUGGAAUUUCCUAAGCAAGCAUUUCGGCGUUGGGAAGUCCGACGACCUGGAGUUUCUUCUCGAGAUACUCCAUUGCAUCAAGAGAUCUUGCAGAGAUCCUUUGUCCAUCCGCCAAUCGCAGAGGGUAUUUGAGCUAUACAUAGCUAUCUACGCUAAGCUUUCCGUUUCCUCGAUACAGGGUGUAAUGCGAGCAAGGAUCAAGCAAUGCUUUGAUGGCAAGCACAUCCUCGCCCCAUACAAUGAAGAAGAGUCGACAUGGACGGAGCCUGGAUCCUGUGUCUGGGAUGCGCCAUCUGAUAUGGUCUCGGUUUAUUCUCUGAAGUCUCUCUAUAAGAGAAGAGGUUUGAGUGAUGAAGACAUGAGCAACAUUGCAAACCUUUUUCUUGGAACGUUAGGCAUACCUAACGUCACGGUGGAGGGUAUUGUGUUGGAACUCAACCGGCGUCGGGAGACUCGUGGAGACAACAUAGAUAACGGCCAGAUCUUGAGUCUAUACACAUAUUUGCAUGAGCAGAUGACUGUGACAUCUAGUGUAAGAACUGCAUUCGAAAAACUUCCGCUUAUUUUUGUAAGGCAACAAGCUGGGACAGGCUGGUACAAGACCUCUGAAUGCUUGUGGACCAGCACAGCACCAAUCCGUGGUAAAGUGACGCUUGAUGAGACCUAUGAAGACCUAAAGGCACUUUUCGUCGGACAACUUGGUGUUAAGUCACUUACAAUGCAAAUGGUCUAUGAUGAGUUGACGCAGUCUGCGCAGAACAGUGUAGAAGACACUAAGGUUGCUUUAUUCUCCUUUAAUGACUUCCUCCAAACCGAGAACGGCCAUUGGGAUCCGGAGCCUAUGAGAAGAGCCGAGAUAUUCCCCGUCAUCUAUCCUGAUGGCGAUAUCGUAUUGCGUUCCGUUAACGUAGACUUUGUCAUAGGAGAUCGGGAAAACCUACGAUCCAAGUUUUCCAACAGAAUUGGUCUCCUGGACUUUGACUUAGAGGGUGUUCAUCGAUUAAGACCACUAUUUGGCUGGCUGAAGAUUCAAGACCGAUACCUGUCCAAGUGCGUCAUGGAAACAACAGCAAUCUCAGGUGAUUCAAGGUCGCCAAUAUCAUCGCAGAAACGAGACCUAGGCCUCAAAGCCUACCAUAUAUGCCGGGUUGCAGCCACAUUCAGGAGUCCACGUUUUCAGCACGGCGACAAGUAUCUUUACAACCAAUUGCGUGCGAUGAAAGUCUUGGAGGUUGAAGGGAUAUCUUCAGUCCUGAAAAUAAGUCAGAAUGGCAGACGAUAUGAAGCCAAACUCUCGACAGCCAGUGAGCACAUCGACGAGCCAGCUGGAAAUCUUACAAUUUAUGUCCCACGAGAUCGAAGAGCGCAAGAAUUAUGUUUCGGUUCAGUUCUUCCCAGGAAGUUUGCAGCAUGGCUCAUGCGUAAUCCCGAUACUAAUAUUGACGGCAAUGUGGAGGUUGAUAUCGUCAACGCCAUGACUUCCAUUUUUGCCAGCGACCGUGCCGUUCUUGGUGAGAUUCUGGACGACCAGGGCGCUAUACAGUUGCAGUUUGACGAUCCGGACGAGCAUUUGGAUGAAGAGGAGGUGAACGGUGAGCAGGCCGAAGAUAGUCAUGCAUCUGAUUCGACCCCAGAACCUGGAAAUGAGGUUUCUGACCUGGUUCUCACUCCAACCCAUUCAUUAAUGAACGACGUCUCAAUUAGACCGGCGGCGUUGCCUGACUCUGAAACCGAAAUAGGGCUUUUGGAAACCGAGGAAGAGAUAGUUGAGAGCCAAAGCAGCACAGCCCAUCAAGUUCGACGAGGUGAUGGAAGUACUUCACGACCGGUACUUCAUUCUUCACCACCAGGCAGUAUUUCUAGUCCUCAGGAGUCGAACAGCCACCACGCAGUUCUUUCAUCUGCGUCCCAAACGAUCGAGGACCAGCGAUAUCGCAUGAUCCUCGAAAGAGUCAUCACGGCAGCUCGAAGAGCGAACUUCCCAUCCGGGGGAGCAUUCGACUUGAAUGACCUUCGAGAUGCCUUGCCUGAUGCUGGAGGUCCGAACUCAUACUUGAGUUACGAUGGGUUAGAUUUGUUGAGUAGGUUUCAGUCCACAAGCCAUCUGGAACGUGACAAGAAGAUCGGAGCUGCUGGAGAACUCUACGUAUUUGAGCUCUUAUCGAAGCUUGAGCUACCAGACUGGGGCCGUGGCAACUGGCAAAGUACUAUCAGAACAUACGCAAAUAUUCAUCCGGACUAUGCCGACCUGUCUCACUGGCCUAAUCGCGAAACAGCAGACCUGGUCUACUCAGAUACCGAAGGGAACCUGACAAACCUUUUGGUCGACGCCGAAAUCCUUAGUGAGGAUUGGUCUACAAGACGUCCCAGAUACUACAUCGAGGUGAAGACAACAACUGGGCCGUGUGGAACACCAUUCUAUAUGAGUGGAAACCAAUACCGACUGAUGGACCGUAUCCACCACAGUUCAGACUUUUCAGAAGUCUAUAUCAUAUUUCGUGUUUACUUCUUGCUGGACAGGGCCCAGAUUAAUUACUGCGUGUAUCCCGAUCCAAAGAGACUCCAAGGUGAUGGACAGCUCAUUUUCACUGGAACGACAUGGUCUGUCACUCCUGGGCCACAAGUAUAAUCCCUGAAUAGCAAUACUAUAAGAUCAGAUAGGAAG
Messenger RNA from Fusarium redolens, 4997 nucleotides. RefSeq lists its product as uncharacterized. NCBI's taxonomy places the organism in Eukaryota, Fungi, Ascomycota, Sordariomycetes, Hypocreales, Nectriaceae. The coding region runs from base 63 to 4961 and encodes 1632 amino acids. The record is from RefSeq and is a predicted model, not a curated record. The transcript has 8 exons.